GCGCCACAAAUUCCAAAAUUACAUCAUCCACAACACCCUCGCUCACAACCAUGGCGGCGGCGGCAUCGGCAUCGGGCAACGGCAGCGGCAACAAGAACUUCCACCUCAAAGUGGUGGCCAUCGUGACCACCGCCGCCGUCACGAAGGAGGAGGAGCGCGUGUUCACCCUCCCGCUCGAGCCGAUGCUGAACGAGGACACCGCGCUGCCGCACAUGCGCAAGAUUGUGGAGUCCUUCGCCCCCAUGAAGAUCCCCGACCCGGAGGACAAAGUCGCCAUCGUGGACAAGGUCGUCGACUGCGCCCUCCGUCUCUUCGUCGCCCUCGAACGUGUCCAUCAAACUAACGACGACGAUGACAACAAAAAGACUACUUCUGGCGGCCUUGAUGCGGAGAGAAAGUGGUGGUUUUACUCCAAGGAUGAUGGCCUGCCGCAGACCACGGUGACGAUCUACGUCGCCCAUGAUGGUUUCGUCUCUGCUGUUGGCGACUUCGAGUUGGAUGAUACUGAUGAUUCCGACGACGAGGAGGAUGAUGACGAGGAGGAGGAGGAGGAGGAAGGUGGUGUUGAUUCCAUGGAGAAGAAAUAGAAGAUCGAUGGUGUUGUUGUUGUACGUGGUGGCUGUUGCCCUAGCAAUGGCGGCUACGUGCAUGCAUGGUGGUGUGCCAUGAUAUUAUUAUUACUAAAACUAUGUCUGUUUGUGUCCGUUUGUUCAAUAAUCCAGUGUUUUCGUGAACUGGAAUUUCAUGUUCGGGUCAUCGUUUUAUUAUGUGAACGAUUAGUAGUAGUAAUGUUUUGUUGUCGAUCGGUGGUUGGUCACUGUUUAUGUUAUUAGAGAACAAUUAAAUGUCUCCCUUUUUAUAAUAAGAUGGUCAAACAAUUCUGUGUUGUGAUGAUAUAUAUAUGCUUGAUACGGCACUUAAAAGUUUUCGUUGAAGUAUAAUAUUAUCUUAAUUUCUUAAAAAAUUGCAAAAUAUGGA
Linum trigynum is the source of this 978-nucleotide messenger RNA. The record is from the annotation of a GenBank genome assembly. Lineage: Eukaryota; Viridiplantae; Streptophyta; Magnoliopsida; Malpighiales; Linaceae.